UUCUACAUUGGUGGAUUCUAGAAAGUUCACGGCUAAAUAAGACGAAUGCAGUCGUGUGUCUGUCUCAUAAAUUCUUCCCCAAGUUUUGUUAUUUCUCUGAUUCUCUCUACGCUCAUCACGUUUCAGAGUUGUCCAUUGUUCAGCUUAACAGAGACCCUGCAGACAAGGCAUUGUAGCUUUUGAAACUUGAGUUUCUGUUUGAUACUUUUGAUUGUGAAAAAUGGCAGAGGAGGGUCACAAGGUGAGUUUACAUGUGUAUGACCUAAGCCAUGGGCUAGCUCGUCAGCUCUCCAUGUCAUUUUUGGGAAAAACUAUCGAGGCAAUAUGGCACACAGGAGUAGUGGUAUAUGGUAGAGAGUAUUAUUAUGGAAGGGGAAUACAAGAGGUUGUGGCUGGAACAGCUCCAUAUGGGACUCCAAUGAGAGUGGUGGAUCUUGGUAUCACUCAUAUCCCAAAAGAUGUUUUUGAGAUGUAUUUACAGGAGAUAACCCCUCGAUACACAGCAGAAAGUUACAGUUUAUUGGCACAUAAUUGUAAUAACUUCAGUAGUGAAAUCACACAGUUUUUGGUAGGCAACAACAUUCCAGACUACAUUCUUAACCUUCCCAAUGAAGUCACAAGCAGUCCAAUGGGUGCUCUUAUUAUGCCCAUGAUACAAAAUCUAGAGACUACAUUGAAAGCGGGUGCAGUCCCCCAAGCUCCCCAGUUCAGGCAAUCUCCAGUAACAAACCAAGUCAACCGGUCAACAGAUACAGAAAGUAGUAAAAUUCAAGCCUCAAAGGAGCAAACUAGUGGGAAAGAUGAAGAUGCAAAGCCAAAAGUGGAUCCUCUUGGAGAUGCUAGAAGCAAGUUGCAGGAAGAAAUCGGGAAGGAGUUUGCUGCAAUCAUGGCGACUGGAACAUUUCGUGCAAGUGAGGCUGCGGCUCUUGCAACUAAGAAGGUCAUGCAAAAAUAUGGGCACAUCAAUAUGAAUGCUGCACAGAGCUGAUACUCAGGUUCCCCAAUUCUUCACAAAUAAAAUGUACGUUUUGAAUAUUUCGUGGUCGUUUUUAAUUUUACAAAAUUGAUUGAAAGUA
Lactuca sativa (garden lettuce) is the source of this 1076-nucleotide messenger RNA. RefSeq lists its product as uncharacterized. Gene Ontology annotation, biological process: protein modification by small protein removal. Gene Ontology annotation, molecular function: peptidase activity. The record is from RefSeq and is a predicted model, not a curated record. NCBI's taxonomy places the organism in Eukaryota, Viridiplantae, Streptophyta, Magnoliopsida, Asterales, Asteraceae.